Vicugna pacos (alpaca) is the source of this 1686-nucleotide messenger RNA. The record is from RefSeq and is a predicted model, not a curated record. Lineage: Eukaryota; Metazoa; Chordata; Mammalia; Artiodactyla; Camelidae.
AACUGGAUUCAACAGCUCGAGCCCAGCCGGUGUCCGGAGGACUCCCGGCUCUCACCGGCCGGCAUGUGCGCCGCCGAGGUGGACCAUCACGUAGCCCAGCGAUACCUGCUCAAGCGUCGGCUCGGGAAGGGGGCCUAUGGCAUCGUGUGGAAGGCAGUGGAUCGGAGGACUGGCGAGGUUGUGGCCAUCAAGAAAAUCUUUGAUGCCUUUAGGGAUAAGACAGAUGCCCAGAGAACGUUCCGGGAAAUCAUGCUGCUCCAGGAAUUUGGGAACCAUCCCAACAUCAUCCGACUCCUGGAUGUGAUCCGGGCGGAGAAUGACAGGGACAUUUACCUGGUAUUUGAGUAUAUGGACACUGACCUGCAUGCCGUCAUCUGCAAGGGCAUGGUGCUGAAGGACACCCACAAACGCUACAUCUUCUACCAGCUCCUGCGGGCCACCAAGUUCAUCCACUCGGGAUGCGUUAUCCACCGGGACCAGAAGCCGUCCAACGUUCUCCUGGAUGCCAGCUGCUCGGUGAAGCUCUGUGACUUUGGCCUCGCCCGCUCCCUCAGCAGCCUCCCUGAGGGGCCAGAGGGCCAGGCUCUGACCGAGUACGUGGCCACACGCUGGUACCGAGCUCCAGAGGUGCUGCUGUCCUCAAGCUGGUACACCCCUGGGGUGGAUAUGUGGAGUCUGGGCUGCAUCCUAGGGGAGAUGCUGCGGGGGAGGCCCCUGUUCCCUGGCACAUCCACACUCCACCAGCUGGAGCUGAUCCUGGAGACCAUUCCGCCACCAUCCGAGGAGGGUGAGCGCGUGUGCAGGGGUCCACUGGGCACCAGGCACACUGAGGGUCAGAACACACAGCUGUGGGGGGACAGCACCUGACAGGCCAGAACUGCAUAGGGAGGAUGGCGAGGAGUGAGCUGGGGAUGGGAACCUGGAGGAGGAGGGACUGGGAGAAUCCAGAUGCCUCAAGAAGCCUGGAAGGUCAGGCCCUGCAGGUGGUGGCCCAGGGAGGAGCUGCUGAGGGGUUUGGGGGAGGAACUGGACAGAUUCUGCAAGGGCCACGAGGUCCCUGAGGGUCAAGCCGUGCUGCUGAAGCGUCCAUCCAGGUCAGGACAAGAGCACUGGCUCUGCUGAGGGGUGAUGGGGGACCCACACUGUGCUGGGAGCUGGGGAGGGACACUGGCAGAAAUGGGGGUGGGGCCUCAGGGUCCUUUCUCCUCCCUGGGGGAGGGAGGGUGAAGGACAGCGCUAGGGGAGCCCUGUUCUCUCCCCAAGUCUCUGCUCUGGUGGAGAAGGCAAAGGGCUCUCCUGUGGAGGUGGGAGCACAGGACAGGGGGACGUGUGUGCACAUGUGAGUGUGCACAUGUAUGACGGACAGGUGGGGCUCUUAUGCACAAGUGGCGGUGCGCAGCCAGAUACUGAGGGUUGGAGCCCUGCCGGCAAGAAGGUCGCUCACGGGUCAGAAGGGCUGGCUGCUCCCGCCCUCCCUGAGCUGCCCCACCUACCACGUUCCUAAUUGCUUGUCGCACCUCCUCCUACCUGCACUCCCAGACCUCCUGGCUCUCGGCUCCAGCUACAGUGCCUCAGUUGUGCCCCCGCUGGGGUCCCGACAAGCGGCUUAGCGCGGCCCAGGCACUGCAGCACCCGUAUGUGCAGAGGUUCCACUGCCCGGCCCGUGAAUGGACACUGGAGGCGGCU